Molecule: messenger RNA, 501 nt
Organism: Australozyma saopauloensis
Lineage: Eukaryota; Fungi; Ascomycota; Pichiomycetes; Serinales; Metschnikowiaceae
Exons: 1
Coding region: 1-501 (166 amino acids)
Source: RefSeq, a predicted model, not a curated record
AUGGCGGCCACAUCCAAUUUUGGCCAUUCUGUCUACUCUGAACAACAAAAUACACGCCCUUCUUCAAUAAAGAAACACCAGUCGAAAAUUUGUAAAUUCGAAAAUGUUUUGGUCAGAUUGCUUCCAUUGCAAAACCCGUGUCACGUGACCACACUCCAUUCAACCCCCAUUCAUUGGCCCAUCAACGCUCCGACAAAGAAACAAAAUUCACCAAUAAAUAUUCCGCACCACUUCAAACAGCCAGUGGCAACCCUUUCUUGUCCGAACUCAACCGGACGCCCCCAGAUACCAGGAAGGUGCCCUCCAAAUUUUCGCCCUCCGGCGCCUGUCUGCAGUACCACAACCUCUGUAUUUGCGGUGGCCCUCCCAAUUAUUCCAUUUGUUGUUAGGACACUCGAAGCAUAUAAGACACCACAUCCACGCAUCAGCCCGGGCCUGUCAAUCCACAUUUCAGCCAUUCCGUCUAUUCCAGGGCUCCUAACCGUAGCAAACUAUAUAUAG